CUGCAUUUGAAGCUGGCCGAGAUGACUAUAAAAGUUUUUCCUUAUUUCCAUCCUUCUCAUGUUCCCCUUGCUGUUCGAAUCAGACGUGUACUUUCCGCGAACCAAGGCCCAAGCACCAACAUUUCCAGCUCCAGGCCGGGAACCACUCUCAUUCCAUCCACAAUAUUACAUACUGAACAAGACAGAAACAAAAUAUAUGCAAUAGUGGUGAGGCCUCACUGCCGAUGUGCGACUGAUGGUACGGGGGCAGUUGGCUCAUUCUCUUGGUGUGAGUGAAGAGCACUCCUGGGAGGAC
This is a messenger RNA of Ilyonectria robusta, 295 nucleotides long. RefSeq lists its product as uncharacterized. The annotation marks the transcript as partial. The transcript has a single exon. The record is from RefSeq and is a predicted model, not a curated record. NCBI's taxonomy places the organism in Eukaryota, Fungi, Ascomycota, Sordariomycetes, Hypocreales, Nectriaceae.